Molecule: messenger RNA, 2331 nt
Organism: Fusarium odoratissimum NRRL 54006
Lineage: Eukaryota; Fungi; Ascomycota; Sordariomycetes; Hypocreales; Nectriaceae
Product: ribonuclease P/MRP protein subunit RPP1
Exons: 1
Coding region: 188-1081 (297 amino acids)
Biological process (GO): tRNA processing
Cellular component (GO): nucleolar ribonuclease P complex
Molecular function (GO): RNA binding
Source: RefSeq, a predicted model, not a curated record
UAAUACUCUCUAAAUGAUCAAGAUAUUCAAUAGACUCUGUAUAAGACGGUCCGUUUCCUCUGCGACUUGUAGAGUGAAGGUCAUGAAGGUAACUAAAAAUACCUAAACUUUGCGGCGCAAAAAAAAUUCGGCAGUAAAUGCUAGCUUCCUACGCAAAGCUUUCCAUAAACCUCCACAAUCCAUCAUCAUGCUUUACGAUCUGAAUAUCGCCUGGUCACCAACGACCAAAGAUGAACAGCUUCUCCAAACACUCACUCGCGCAUCGACACUCGGGUACUCAACCGUCGCGCUGAACCACACGCUCACGCUACCGCUUCCCGCCAAUAACACCGCGCCCUUCCCAACGAUAGAACCCAAGCCAGGCUCCAAGCUUCCAAACAUCCUCCACCGCGCGACUCUUCCUCUCUCAGACCCUUCAGCAAACAACUACCGCAUCCCAUCGCUCAUCUCGACAUAUGACAUCAUCGCGGCCCGUCCACUGACGGAUAAGGCUUUUCAGAAUGCUUGUCUCACGCUCGACGUACCCAUCAUAUCACUCGACUUGACGCAGGACUUGCCAUUUCAUCUUAAGCCGAAACCAUGCAUGGCUGCUAUUAACCGUGGCAUCCGCUUUGAGGUUUGCUACGGCCAAGUAAUCAAUGGCGAUGACCGAGGGCGCCCAAGGUUUAUCUCAAACUUGCAAAGUCUCAUCCGGGCGACACGCGGCAGGGGCAUCAUGAUUAGCAGCGAAGCCAAGAAUGCGCUAUCUUUACGAGCGCCUGCCGAUGUGAUAAACAUGCUCAAUUUUAUGGGAGGGUUAAGCAAUGAGAAAGGCUUUCAAGGUUUUGGUGAAGUGCCUCGAUCUGUUGUGGUGAAUGAGGGCAUCAAGAGGAAUGGUUUCAAGGGUGUUAUCAACAUCGUUGAAGUGGCCGAGAAAGAAAAGGGCGCGGAAAAAAAUGAGGACGGAAAAAAAGCAAAGGGCAAGGGCCAGAAUCAGAAUCAAAAGCGAAAGACUGGCGAGGAGGAUACACAGCAGAUCAGUAAACGGCAGGCCAAGAAGAUGAAGCUGGCCACGAGAAAUGCAGCAAGUGAGAAGGAAUAAGAAAUUUGAGAUUGGCGCUCUGGGACGCGGAUAGGUAGACAGCAUGGCAUCAUGAUACCCAUAGAUAGAUGCACAAGCUGACUGGUAUGCUCUGGAGACUUGCUCACAUUAUUAUAAGACUAGCUACAACAUUACGAGCACGAAUGCCCAUUCGAAAGAAACCCCCAAGUCCGUCUCAAAGUUUUUACCAUUCACAUCAUCGUCUCCAACGCAUUUCAACCAUAGACUCAUGGCGUGCCAGUGGCGCGAGCCUUGAGGCCACCGUUUCCUCCAACCAAGUUGCCCAGGUUGAGCGCGCUGCUGAGCUUUGAGGGGUCGGACAGGUCGAUAGGGGCUCGUGUCCUGGAAGCUGACUCGGCGUUGGCAGUCGUCGUGGGCUUGGUUCCGUCGAGAGCGGGCUGUGCGAGUCUUCCUGUGGUGUCGGGGCCCAUGUUGCCGAGUUCCAUUGAAGGAGCAUAUGUCUGUUGUCCUCCUUGUGUGGAGGAAGCUUCAACCAUGGGUUCUUCGAUGGAACUGACAGGCUGCUGAGGAGCGGUGGACUCCGUCGUAGCAGGUUGCGCAGCAGACGCAGUAGAUUGUUCGGAGACUACGGGUCGUGUCGUCGCAGGCUUCUCAAUAGAACUAGGUUCUACUGGUGCAACCUGAGUCGUGGCGGGCUGCUCAACAGAACUGGGCUCUUGAGGAGCAAUCGCCGUGGGGGCAGGAUUCUCAACAGGGUUGACGAUGCUGGAAGGUUGCUGAGGAACAAUAGUUUCCGAUCUGAUUGGUCCAACCACAGCAAAGGGAUCCGAUGCGAGUGUCGUCUUGGGCAAAAGGCUCUCGGGAAUGGGGAUCGUAGUGACACCAGGGUUGAACUUUCGACCAAGAGCAUCAUCAGACUCUGCGGGGGCUUGCACGGUGUGGAUCACAGUAACAGGCGCCUGGGUUGAGUCAGUAUUAGAUAUGAGUUUUGACCACAAGAACUUACUGGUGCUUCUCCUGGAAUGAUCACUGUAACAAGUUGCUUAGAGGAGUUAGUAACAGCUGAAGGAUACAAGCUAUGGGACUUACAGCCUGAGUAAUAGUUUCAACGACAGGCUAGAAGUCGUUCAGUUAGCAUAGAGGUCUCUUGAAAUGUUUUCAUACUACUUACAGGAGGUGCUGGUACGACCUGGGUAACAUAUUGAGUCAUAACCUGAACCUGAGUGACAUAUUGAGUUUGGACUUGGUUGACGACUUCAGUCUUGGUUUCAGUGACAGUAACUGGAGGU